Eucalyptus grandis is the source of this 1198-nucleotide messenger RNA. Its product is annotated as transmembrane protein 18. The record is from RefSeq and is a predicted model, not a curated record. Gene Ontology annotation, cellular component: nuclear membrane. Lineage: Eukaryota; Viridiplantae; Streptophyta; Magnoliopsida; Myrtales; Myrtaceae. The transcript is spliced from 4 exons. The coding region runs from base 289 to 780 and encodes 163 amino acids.
CCUCUCUCCUUCCUGCGGGAUCGAUCUGCUGCUUCGAGAACCUCCACGAACGCGAUCGUCGCUUCGAACCUCCGACGUCGGCGCUACGUAAUCGAGCUGCGAUUGCCGGCGGAGCCGUCCGCGCGGUGAAAUCCCCGACUUCUGCCUCUUCCACAAGGGCAUUAGGUUGACUCUUUUCACUCGUAGAAGAAGCGUUCCCCGGCUUCUGCCGCCGCGCCGCUGCUCCGCGACGAGCCCCGGCGUCGCGUCGUUUGAGCGUAGUGAGGAGGAGAGGGAAGGAGGGACAGGAUGGAAGAGCUGAGUAAGGCUAUGGAACAGCACAUGGACCAGAUGGUGGAUCUCGUCCAGAAGAUCUCGGGCGAGCUCCGAUCUGGACUUCGGCCUGCGUACGAUAACCUCAUCGGGUUUUUCCAUGCGAUUGAUUGGAAGGAACCUUGGUUAAUUUGCUUAAUCUCAUUCCAUAUAUUGUUGCUGAUAAUAGCAAUCAUCUCAAGGAAGAGUGUCAACUUCCAAAUGUGUUUAUUUCUGCUGACAUUGAGUGGUGUUUAUCUUGCUGAGAGGCUGAAUAAAAUUUUGGGAGACAACUGGAAGAGCUUUGCAACGCAGAACUAUUUUGAUCCGCAAGGAAUAUUUCUGUCAACACUCUGGUCAGGGCCUCUACUGGUUAUUGCAAUCGUGAUCUUGGUAAAUACACUUCUUUCGUUGUGCCAUCUGAUUGUUAGGUGGAAAAAGGCUGAGCUGAGACAUAGAGCAAGGCUUUCUCGUAAUAAGCAGGACUGACCUUUUUAUUCUGCGGUAGUACUGAGGUGAUUCAUGGCACGAUGCAUCAGUCUCUCCUGAUCAUGCUAUUUAGCUCAAACACCUCCAAUACUUGAUGCACGUGACUUAUGAUGACGAUAUAUGGGGAGUCAAUCUUUUAUCACAUGCCUUUCUUUCUGAGCUUCUCCUCAUGCGGAGUUAGUUAUGGUAAAAAAUUUCUACACUUCGAUCUUCAGUUUUGGAUAGUAUAACAUCAUACUUUGAAAAGUUUUGUGCUCACAUGGUGUUUUCUUUUUCCGUGGUGUAAAGCAUCUUGCCUAACACUUUGGGAAUCAUAUAAGCAGGAAAUCCAUCUCUAUCUUGAACUUAAUCACGGUUCUUUGUAUUUCAUGUGACCUUUGUUUAUGGUUGACGUAAUUCAUGGUGCGUUUUGGUGAAA